Messenger RNA from Colletes gigas, 5124 nucleotides. Its product is annotated as dynein axonemal heavy chain 7-like. The transcript is spliced from 21 exons. Gene Ontology annotation, cellular component: dynein complex. Gene Ontology annotation, molecular function: minus-end-directed microtubule motor activity; dynein light intermediate chain binding; dynein intermediate chain binding. Lineage: Eukaryota; Metazoa; Arthropoda; Insecta; Hymenoptera; Colletidae. Gene Ontology annotation, biological process: microtubule-based movement. The annotation marks the transcript as partial. The record is from RefSeq and is a predicted model, not a curated record.
AUGGAACGGAAGAAGGAACAGCCGGCAGUUUUAAAAAGGAAUAAAUAUCUAUCGCUUUGUCAGGAAAGGGAAAAUUUUCGUGCGCAACUUGUAAAAAUCAUAAAAAAGGAACCGUUGUGCGAAACGGGAAAAACGAAAGAUUUUAUCACCGACAAAGACAAAGAUAUCUUGCGGUAUUAUUAUUAUUUAACACACGGUAUCGAUGAUGUUUACGUGGGGUCAAUGGACCUCGAUCUUUUGGGAAAUAUCUUACGGAUGGUUCCGAUCAAGUGGCGAAACAAGUUUAAGGAAACUGUGACUCGUUUGGUGAACGAAGCGAAACAAGAGUAUGCGUUGAACGUGAAAAAAUCAAUCGUAGAGUUCGUUAUCGGUGAUUUGUCGCAAUGUUCGUUCGAUCAGGUCAGUGUGUCGAAGAGAAGCGAGAAAGUUAAAACUAUCCGACUUUCGGCCGAACAUACGGCCAGUUAUCGAUGGAAUAAAGUGAAACUGGAGAGAACGAUUAUCCUUUAUCGUCCUGCUAUCCAACGAAUCGUAGAUUAUUGGUAUCGAGAAUUCAGCGACCGAAAGCUGAUAAACGGAAAGCAAUUAAUGGCACACGGUACGUCGUACGAUCUCGACAGUUUUGGGAAAGCCAUCUUAAAGAUGUGUUAUCGAACAAGGGAGAAUCUGGCGAAACACUGGCUGCCAAAACUUGGAAAUAUCUUACUUGCGGCUUAUGAUAAAAACGAGUUGCCUUCGAUUACCGAUGCUCCGACAUUCAAAAGAUUUCUCAAUUGUAUCGGUUUUAUUAUGGAAGAGCAAUUGCGAACAAUUUGUUUGCAGUCGAUGGAGGAAUACAUCGACUAUCUGUCCAACACGAACUAUACACGUUGCGGCUUCGAUAUAAAAUUGGCGAUAAGGAAUUCUGUUAUGGUGUUCGAGCCGACGGUGAAAAGUUUUGUGCAAGUGCUGUCGAUGCUACUGAAUUCACCGCGGGAGGCAGUUGGUACAUUGCCGCGGAUCGAAACGCUAUUGGAAUGGAGGAACGCCAAAAUUCAUACUAGUCAAUUCUAUUCAUUACCACAGCCAAAUGUUUCGGUACAGUAUACGGAGCAACGAGGAAAGAAAAUCGCGCAACUAAUAGACAGAAAAAAAAUUGAACUCGAAAUACAAGUUGGAGAAUUUGAAAAAUACGCGAGUUUUAUGGACGAUACGGAAACCAAGAAGGUCGAGGAGUUUCUGAAAUCCGAGACGGAUGUAAAUUUCGAAAGUUUUCGAGUUUUAAUCCAACACUAUGAUCAGCUGUCUCGACGUAUACCGAUUGAAUUUAAUCAAACUUAUUUCGGUGAAUUUUUUAUCGUCCAUAGAGGAGGGUUCAUCGAACAUAUUGCCUUGGUGGCUCGCCGGCUCAAGGAAGAAUUAGUAGCUAGAAUGAUCAGCGAUUGUCAACGAAAAUCGCGAGCUAUAGGGGAUGCUAAUCAAAAUAUCGUGGACCGGGCUCUAAGCGUUCCAAUGAAUACGAUGGAACUGAUGGAACUUGGAGAAUUUAUACGCACCACGGAAACCGAGACUGCUUUUCAGUUGGAAGAUCGUUUAAGAGAAAUAAUUAAAUAUAUCAUUUUUCUAUCGGAUUAUUCCGUCUUGACGCCUGUCGAAUUGAAAACCAAUAACUUUGCUUUUCAAUGGUAUCACAAGCUUUCGGAAGUUUUCCAACAACACAAAGAAAUUAUUGCAAGUAAAAGCGGAGAAUAUCAGAAAAGCCUAAAAAAAAGGAUCCAACAAUUUGAACGAGAGCUCGAAACGUAUGCAAAACGUUGCGGCGAAUUGCAGUAUUGGGGUAACCUCGACGAGAUAUAUCGAUAUAAAAAGAAAGCCGAUCGUCUGGAAGAGAAACUGAUCGCCGCAAUGGACACCAUCGAUAGAUUUAACGAGGAAGAAGAGCUAUUCGGUUGGCAAGUGUCGCAGUAUCCGUUACGAAAGGUGACAGCGGACAAGUUGUCAUCGUACAAAAGAUUAUACGACGGUGCGUGCGAUUUUCUCACUAAUCACGAUACGUGGAUGAGUUCCAUGGUGGGUUCCCAUGAUCCAGAAGAUAUCGACACGAUCACAGGAACCGCUUAUCGUACCAUCUAUAGACUGGAAAGGUCUAUAGAAGAACCAGUCGCGAGAAAACUUGCCGAAACGGUCCGAACAAAGAUCGAAGAGUUUCGAGAACACAUGCCUGUGAUUACGACUCUUGGAAAUCCGUCCAUGAAGAACCGUCAUUGGGAACAAGUUUCCGAGAUCGUUGGUUUUCCCAUCAAGAUAGACGAGUCGAUGACGCUCGCCAAGAUCCUCGAUUACGGUUUGCUCGAUUACGUUUCAAAAUUCGAAGGGAUAUCCGACGCGGCGUCCAAGGAGGGCAGCUUGGAGAAGGCCCUCCUUCAAAUGCACCUCGAUUGGGCGGACAUUGCGUUCGUCGUGAAUCCUUAUCGCGACACCGGUACAUACGUGAUUGCCAGCGUCGACGACAUACAAUUACUUUUGGACGAUCAUUUGACAAAAGCCCAGACUAUGAAAAAUUCUCUCUACAUUCGACCAUUCGAGAAGGAAACGUUAGAAUGGGAGUCCAAGUUGCUGUUGCUGUUGGAUAUCAUGGACUAUUGGCUACAGGUACAAGCAACGUGGAUGUACCUAGAACCGAUAUUUUCUUCGGCUGAUAUACAGCAGCAAAUGCCGGAAGAAGGGCGACGAUUCAGCGCCGUCGACAAAAUCUGGAGAGAAAUUAUGCAGCUUGUCUCGGCGGAUCCCCGGGUUAUGAGCGUGGUUGAAAUUGACAAAAUGCUCGAUCGUUUCAAAAAAUGUACAAAUUUGCUCGAUUUAAUACAAAAAGGACUUGCUGCUUACUUGGAGAAGAAGAGACUCUUUUUCCCGCGAUUUUUCUUCCUCUCAAACGACGAACUUUUGGAAAUAUUGUCGGAAACGAAGGAUCCUACCAGGGUACAGCCGCAUUUGAAAAAAUGCUUCGAAGGUAUCGCGCGAUUGAGUUUCACAGACGAUAUGGAGAUAACGUCGAUGAAAUCGUCCGAGGACGAAGAGAUUACGCUUGAGGAUAUCGUUAAUACGGUGGCUGCUCGGGGACAGGUAGAAAAGUGGUUGCUCGAACUUGAAUCUUCUAUGAAAAAGAGCGUUAGAGCGCAGGUAAUUAAAGCCAAGGAUGCGUAUUUGGAGCAAAUUAGAUCGAAAUGGGCCCUGAUCUGGCCUGGUCAAACGAUUCUAUGCGUCAGUAAACUUUAUUGGACGGCCGACGUAACGGAUGCAUUGUCGAAAUCUUUGACCAAUUUGGAAAGCUAUAUCGGCAUCUGUACAAACGAACUGCACGAAAUAGUAAAAUUAGUUCGUGGAACGUUAUCGACGCAAAAUCGUACAACUUUAGAGGCACUAGUUACGAUGAACGUUCAUAGUCGUGACGUUGUAACAGAGUUGUUUGAACAAAGAAUUAACGAUGUCACGGAUUUUACAUGGUUGGCUCAGCUAAGAUACUAUUGGAUGGAAAACGAGAAGAAUAAUAAAGAGGAUGACAUGUGGACGACAAUAAUAAAUACUUGGUUCAAGUAUGCGUACGAGUAUCUGGGCAAUACAUCGAGACUAGUGAUAACGCCGUUGACCGACAGAUGUUAUCGGACUUUGUUCAGCGCGUUGAGUCUGCAUCUUGGCGGCGCUCCCGAGGGCCCCGCCGGCACCGGCAAGACCGAGACGACCAAGGAUUUGGCUAAAGCUGUCGCUAAACAGUGUAUCGUUUUUAAUUGCUCCGAUGGUCUCGAUUACAUUGCCCUGGGAAAAUUUUUCAUGGGAUUGGCAAGUACGGGUGCAUGGUCUUGCUUCGAUGAAUUCAAUCGUAUCGAUUUGGAAGUAUUGUCGGUGGUAGCGCAACAAAUUUUAACGAUCCAACGAGCCAUCAAUGCUGCGAAGGAAACGCUUAUAUUCGAAGGUAUCGAGAUCAAAUUAGACCCGACAUGCGCCGUGUUCAUUACGAUGAAUCCCGGAUACGCUGGCAGAACCGAACUUCCGGAUAACUUGAAGGCGCUUUUUCGACCGGUUGCUAUGAUGGUUCCGGAUUAUGCUUUGAUCGCCGAGAAUACAUUGUAUUCUUACGGCUUUUACGAUGCCCGGUCGCUUUCGGUGAAAAUCGUGACAACAUACAGGCUAUGUUCCGAACAACUCUCCAGUCAAAAUCAUUACGAUUACGGAAUGAGAGCGGUGAAAUCUGUUCUGGUGGCGGCUGGAAAUUUAAAGAUCAAGUAUCCGGAACAGAACGAGGAUAUUUUGGUAUUGCGCAGCAUCAAAGAUGUAAAUUUACCAAAAUUUCUCAGCGAAGAUAUACCUCUGUUCAACGGUAUUAUGUCGGAUCUCUUUCCGGGAGUGAAACUUCCGGAACCAGAUUAUACCGAUUUGAACGCAUGCGCUUACGAUGUCUGUUCAACGUCAAACCUGCAGUGUACCAUUCUCUUUCUCGAGAAAAUACAACAGAUGUACGAAAUGAUGAUUGUCAGACACGGAUUUAUGAUCGUCGGGCUACCGUUCGCUGGAAAGACCGCUGCCCGUAACGUUCUAGCCAAUGUUCUGAACCUUUGCGAACAGAGGAACCUGAUGAACGAGCGUAAAGUAGAAAAAUUCGUAAUCAGUCCGAAAGCCGUGACAAUGGGCCAGCUAUACGGAGAAUUCGAUGAAAUUUCGCACGAAUGGUCCGAUGGAGUUUUAGCCAUCAGUUACCGCGCGUUCGCCACUUCGACCAGCCUCGAUCGCAAAUGGUUGAUCUUCGAUGGUCCCAUUGACGCGAUAUGGAUAGAAAGCAUGAACACGGUACUCGACGAUAACAAGAAACUCUGUUUGAUGAGCGGAGAAAUUAUCCAAUUGGCGCCAUUUACCAAUUUGAUAUUCGAAACGAUGGAUUUGGAAGCAGCCUCGCCUGCCACCGUAUCCCGUUGCGGUACUAUAUACAUGGAGCCCGGAGCACUCGGCUGGGAUCCUUUGUUGAAAUCUUGGAUAGCCAACACACCGACCGCGAUAGACGAAUGGCUGAAAAACUAUCUCUAUCGAUCGCUUUUUCGACGAUUUUGCGAUCCUCUGCUCUAUUGGUUACGACACACCGACAUCCAGGUCCUU